Molecule: messenger RNA, 3193 nt
Organism: Pollicipes pollicipes
Lineage: Eukaryota; Metazoa; Arthropoda; Thecostraca; Pollicipedomorpha; Pollicipedidae
Product: apoptosis-resistant E3 ubiquitin protein ligase 1
Exons: 14
Coding region: 109-2874 (921 amino acids)
Biological process (GO): protein polyubiquitination; negative regulation of apoptotic process; ubiquitin-dependent protein catabolic process
Cellular component (GO): cytoplasm; cytosol
Molecular function (GO): ubiquitin protein ligase activity; protein binding
Source: RefSeq, a predicted model, not a curated record
UCUGAACGACGUUGGGGACAUGAACUUGAAUAUCUGUACAUAAAUUUCCAGCACUAGAACAUUCACUGACUGAGGUUUCUAGCUGAAAGAAUCUUCCGUCCAGAAAGAAUGAAAAUAUGGAUAUGCAUCACAUGUAUCGUGAUCUACAACUGGUGGUUCAAAAGCCCACCAUGGAAUUCAGCUGUUUCCAAGUGGCUCUCUGACCAGGGCCUCUCAAUUUAUGAACAGCUUUUCAGCCAGCAUGGCAUCCGCCACAUGCUGGACCUGGCGGACGCACACGCCCUCCCGGUCAUCUCGGGCCCGGACGGCCAGCGACUGCUGACCGCCUCGCACCAGCUGUACGAGCGGCUUGUGUUCCGCUUCUGGCUGGCGCAGGUGCACCACGACGACAAGGCCGAGCGGCUGGAGGCGGUGGAGGUGUGGAGUCUGGACGACCUGCUUGAACAUUCGGACCCGGUUCUGCGCGCCCUACCGGGCAUGGUGCGCGCCGUGGCCAAGCUGCCGUCGGACCCGGCCGCGCUGGCAGGCUUCAAGCGUCAGCUGUUUGACGAGAUGAAGGCCGCCGCGGCCCAACCCAAGAGCUCCAGUUGGGUGACGUUGCGGUGGAUGUUGGUGGCCGUGUGCGUCGUGUUUCUGGGUGACCUCGGCUACCGGCUGUGGCGGGACGCCGGCGGCCGGCGCGCGCUGUCGGAGCCCGUGCGUCGCCUCCUGCUGCUGGCCGUCCGCUGCCGCGUGGAGCUUCAGUGGCAGGACAGGCGGCGCGUCGGCGGCACCGUCUCCCUCCACGUUGAGGCGAAGCGGCUGGACGGCGCCGCGUACGACCUCGAGGGUGGCCCGAUCGCGCUCCAGGUGCUAGUGCACGUGCGCGGCGCACCGGUCGCCUGCGCCGUGGAGCGGCGCGACGGCAGCGCCACCUGCACCUUCCCGGCGCGCACCGCCGGCACGUACGCCAUCGGGGUGACGCUGGGCGGUCGCCACGUGGCGGGCAGUCCGUUCCUUCGUGUUUUUCGGGCGGGCCUGCCGGACGCCGAGACCACCACACUGCUGAGCCACAGCAGCAUGGUGGUGAUGACGCAGGGCCAGCCGUACCCGAUGACGGUGGACCUGCGCGACGGCUUCAACAACCCCUGCGAGCCGAGCGACUGGGCGGAGAUCCGGCCGCGGCUCGCCGUCUCCGUGUCGGAGCUGGACGGCGCGCGGCCCGUGGAGCCGUACGAGCAGUGGGACCUGGAGGGGCGGCGCGUCAGCCUGCGCCUGGUGCUCUCGCGCGAGGGCUGCUUCCGGGCCAACAUCACCCACGGCGGCACCACCAUCCGCAACGGUCACUUCUUCGUGAUCGUGCUGAGCGCCUACAACAUGUCGGCGGUCCGCAAGCAUGUGCAGUCACGCGGCGUCACCUUCUCGGCGCGACUGAUGUGCGUCGACGAGCGGCCGCUGAACAAGCCCAAGGACGUGUGGUGCUCGGUCUCGCCCAAACAGCUGACCGUGCACGAGACGAUGCUGCUCUUCCUGCGACGCAAGCUCUACACGUUCCGCCUGUGCCCGAGCACGCGCCUGACGCCGACCAACGAGCGGAACACGGCCAGCAUGCCGUCGCUGCUCGUCUCCGACGGCUGCCAGCCGGCGCUCGAGCUAACGCUCAAGGACCGCGACACCAUGGCCGCCACGUUCACGCGCUUCCUGUUGCGCAAUGUGGGCGGCAGCGAGACGUUCGCCGACAAGCGGCGUCACUUUUACCGCGAGCUAGAGCGCCAGUCGGGCGGCGGCUCGCGGCGACCGCUACCGCUGACCGUGCGCCGCGCCGCGCUGCUCGACUCGUCCAUGGCGGCGCUGCGUGGCGCCUCGGACUCCGACUGGGGACGCCCGUUCGAGGUGCGCUUCGACGACGAGGAGGCGCUCGAUUACGGCGGCGUGCGGCGCGAGUGGUUCGAGCUGGUCUGCCAGGCGCUGUUCGAACCGCGCGGUCGCCUCUUCGUGACGCUUGACGACUCGAGCCAGGCGCUGGUGCACCCCAACCACCGGCGGCCUCCAGCGCUGCGGCUGCGCCACUUCGUGUUCGCCGGCCGCGUGGUGGGCAAGUGCCUGCUGGAAUCUUCGCAGGGCGGCGCGACGCGACAGCUGGUGCGCGCCAACUUCACGCGCUCCUUCCUGUCGCAGCUGAUCGGCCUGAGGGUCAGCUACAAGCACUUCGAGCAAGAUGACCGAGAGCUGUACCGCACCAAGAUCGCCACUAUCGAGGCGUGCUCGGCCGCCGAGCUGGCCGCCUUCGAGCUCACCUUUGUGGACGAGGAGUUUGACGACCGGGGCAGACUGGCUCAGACGGUGGAGCUGCGCAGCGGUGGCGCCCGCACGCCUGUCACGGUGGACAACCGGCUGGAGUACCUGCAGGCGCUGGCGCAGUACCGGCUGAGUACCCGAGUACGUGCCGAGGUGGAGGCCUUCCUGCGCGGCCUCAAUGACCUCGUACCCGACCAGCUGCUCAGCAUUUUCGACGAGAACGAACUCGAGCUUCUGAUGUGUGGCAGCAGCGAGUUCAGCGUGGCCGAGCUGAGGAACCAUCACACAGUUACCGACCAUACCUCGAGUUUCGAAAAAGUCAUCAGAUGGUUCUGGACGGCGUUGGAAAACUUUUCAGCCGAGGAGACCUCGCGCCUGCUGCAGUUCACCACCGGCUGCGCGCGCCUGCCGGCCGGCGGCUUCGCCGAGCUCGUGCCCAAGUUCCAGAUCUCCAGCUACCCAGAGUUCGGCGCGCUGCCGGUGGCGCACACGUGCUUCAACCAGAUAUGCCUGGCCGACCACGCCACCUACCAGGAUUUCGAGCGGGCGCUGCUGCUGGCCCUCCGAGAAGGUAACGUCGGCUUCGGCCUGCUGUAGGCUGUGGCGGCAUCCGGCGGUCCUGCCGUCUGGUGUGGAGGAUCCGCCACCUGCCAAACCUCCAGAUCUACCACAUGUCAGACUGGUCCAGAGGACCCGCCACCUGUCAGACUGGUCUAGAAGGCCCAUCAUCUGUCAGACUGGUCCACAGGAACAAGCUCCUGCGCUGUGGUCUGGCCUGGUCUGAGAAGCGGCCCAGGGCUGGUGAGGUUUGGGGCCCCUCCCGGUCCUGGUAUGGUGUGGGAGGCGGCCCAGGGCUGGUGAGGUUUGGGCCCCUCCCAGUCCUGGUAUGGUCUGAGAGGCGGCCCAGGGCUGGUGA